GGACGGAAAUAUUGUCUGUAUUCAUACCUGCAAGUAUGUAAAUCGAAUACUUUACUACUGUACCGCAGCAAAAACUUGGAACGCAGAACGGUGCCCAAUACUUGUUCUGAUUUCCGUGACAACAAAGCGCUGGGGUUGGUAGCAUUUAAGCGUAUUAUCGCCACGAUAAUAUAUCACAUAAUGACUCUCUUAUUGAAUUCAGACCCUGCCUCUUAUUCACCACUCAGUUCUGUUUCAGAACACCAGCUGAUGUCUUCGCUUGCAAAAGUCACAUCUGUUCUCACUGACGACCGAACUCUACAACCAAUCAGGCUUGAGGCGGAUCAUCAAAGAUCUCCACACGUACCUCGUACUCGAUCAUAUUCCCACUACCGUACAGCACAUACUCCUGCACAUUCUCCUAAGUCAUACCUUCAGGCUACAAUGGCAAACAUGCCACAUCGCACACCACUUCUGAUUUCUCCAGAUAGUACUAAUCCUCUGUUCAACACCGAAGCCACCACGCAUACGACUGCAACGUUUAGAUUACGCGAACACCGUCCCUAGCGCCAUAUACUUUCGAACUUCUAAUAUAGACAAACCUAUUACAAAAAUCAAACCUGCUCUCCUAAAUAGACUCGAACUCCGCACAGUUUCUAUCGUCAAUAUGGUAAUGCGACCAUUGAAGUGAUAGUGAGAUUUACCUAUAUCUACCUCGUAUGCCAAGUGGUCACAAAAGCUUUCAACUGGAAACGUAACAGUUACGCCCACCCCACGCGACUUACAAUUCUAAGCAGUAAAUAACUAGAUUACCGACGUCUCACAGGAAUGCUCUCCAAUGCAUCCAAU
Molecule: messenger RNA, 828 nt
Organism: Sphaeroforma arctica JP610
Lineage: Eukaryota; Ichthyosporea; Ichthyophonida
Exons: 1
Source: RefSeq, a predicted model, not a curated record